Caenorhabditis elegans is the source of this 1365-nucleotide messenger RNA. RefSeq names its product Serine/threonine-protein phosphatase C23G10.1 (gene C23G10.1). The record is from RefSeq and is marked reviewed. NCBI's taxonomy places the organism in Eukaryota, Metazoa, Nematoda, Chromadorea, Rhabditida, Rhabditidae. The transcript is spliced from 8 exons. Bases 1 to 1365 code for a protein of 454 amino acids. Gene Ontology annotation, molecular function: protein serine/threonine phosphatase activity; hydrolase activity.
AUGUCGAAGAAGACGAGAGUCCCAGAAGUCGCCGAUGAUUGCACGAAGACUGUUUAUCCCGAUCCGAUCCCCAUGCCAACUUGCCCGCAACUGAUCAAUGACGGAACAUCGUGCUUCCUCAAUAUCAUCCUCCAGAUGCUGAAAAGAGCCAAUUUCCACGAUCAUUUCAAAGGAGAUUGGCAGAAAGGAAAACAGAAGAUGUUGAUGCACAAGGAACUGCAACAAAUAUUCAACGGGAAACCAGGGCCGAAGGAUGUCAGUCGUUUGCGGGAGAUGUUCAGCAAUGAAGCACUCAAGGAUGGCCCCCAUCCACUCUUGGUUGCUUUGAAAUGUCUUAUCAAAAUGAGUGCUGUUUCUGACAACGAUGUAAUCAAGGAAAAAGGAGCACGUGAUAAGAUGUUCCAGAAACAAAGUGAUGAAUCUAAUAAAAUGUUUGCUGAACAUUUUAUUAAAACCCUGCUUGCCUGCAAAGGAAUGACUAAGAUUCGAACCAUGGACAUUUUUAGAUUGAUUCACAUUUGCAAAAAGAUCUUCACAGUUCAGAAAAGUAUGGUUGAGAUUGACGGUCCUGUUCGCAUCUGUGGGGAUCUUCACGGUCAAUAUCCCGAUUUGAUUCGUCUUUUUGCGCAGGGUGGUUUCCCACCAGACUCCAAUUAUCUUUUCCUUGGAGAUUACGUUGAUCGUGGGUCAUUUAAUCUGGAAGUGAUCCUACUUUGCUUGGCGUAUAAAGCCCGUUACCCCAAUAAUUUCAUGAUGCUACGUGGAAAUCACGAAGUUAUUCAUAUUAAUGAGAAAUAUGGGUUCAAGGAUGAGGUUUUUAAUCGAAAAGGGGAAUAUCACGACGAACUAUAUCCCGAAUUUAAUGAAAUGAUGGAUAUGAUGCCGCUGGUUGCAUUGGUUGGUGGAAGGAUUCUUUGCAUGCAUGGAGGACUGUCACAGCACAUCAAGUCACUGGAUGAUCUCAGAAAUUUGAGACGUCCGUUCCAUUCGGAAGACGAGUGCCUCGAAAAUGACAUCAUGUGGUCGGAUCCGGCAAAAGUGUCAGGCUGGACUGCCAAUCCACGUGGCGCAAGUGUUCAGUUUGGUGAGAACGAGGUGAAGGAGAUGUGCAAGCUUCUGGACAUUGAUUUGAUUGUUCGUGGACAUCAAGUUGUACAGGACGGAUAUGAGUUUUUUGCAGGAAAGAAACUUGUGACCGUCUUCUCCGCUCCUCAUUACAUGCAAUCGUUCACUAACAGCGCAGCGGUCUGCAAGGUUUCUGCUGGACUAGAAGUCUCAUUUGAAGUGCUGAAACCGGAGGACAUUAGGGUGGAGGAGAUUAAAUGCAGUGCAGAAUCUUCUUGUGCAUCCGAUAUGCAACAAUGA